CACGUGUCAACGUCUACUGUUGGUGAGAGCAUCGCAGCGUCUUCCAGCACCUCGACAACUUCGACCUCGGCCGCAGACCGGCUGCCACUCCAGUACAGCGCCAACCUACGCCCUCGCUCUGGAAAACGCAAAAGAACGCAGGAAAACAAGCGCGUGGUGCGGCGCUUCUCAGCAGUAAACACGGACGAAGAGGAGAAAAUUGGCGAAGUACCAGACGGUCAGAGUCCCGGAACGGAAAGCAACUCUCUCAAGACUGACGCUGCUGAUAAACCCAAGAAAAAAUGUCGUAAUUCUCGUCGGGCACGGGCACACUCGUCAAGAGUUCGCAUAUUAAAGGACGUCGGAAGCCUGCGGCAAGACUUUGUUCUCUACUUCAGUAGUGACAACCCGGAUUCUGUCGGUGUGCGCGCGCUCGCGGAGUACUUCACGCGAAAAUACAAUUUCCAAGUCAUUACGAGUGCCGACACGCGGGACUGGGCGCGCGCCCUGAAACUCGAAGGAGAGGUUGACAUAGAGUCGGUCUUUCAGGAGAACUCGUCCGAGGAUUUGGUCGCGCAAGAGGCGCAAAAGGCUUCCGGCACUUCUAGGAUCAUGUCCGGCACCCGAUAUGGUAGUCUCCCGGACUUUCAUUUGUUUCUCGAACUCUUUCUGGUGUCCAUCAGCAACGUCCUGAUUGGGUCGCCGUGGAGCAGUUUGUUUUGGCUGUUCAAGCGUUUCCGCAAGAUCGUGGAAAGAAAGAUCUUACUUCACCGCACCGUGGACUUUGUCACCUGCGCGGGGCGGAUUCGGUCAAAUGAGCUGCGGUUUGCCGAUCCCUGGUUGAUUCUCUGUCGGCCAGAGAAAAGCGUCACGGCGUUUGAAGGAGCAGCAUUUGCGGUCGAUGACGAGGGCACAAGAAAAACUGCAGAUGAAGGUCAGGCUGGCGGAACAUCUUCAGCGGAUAGCGAGCAAAUACGUGAACAAGACCACAUCAAUCCCAACAUUCACGAGGAAGACCAUGUUCGACCCUUCUACGAGCAACUGGGCUACUUAGUCGGAUCACCGUCUAUGCACUUGGUUCCGCCUGCUGUCCAGAAGUCUGUUCAGCAAGACAGCGGCGACCGAGUUCUUGUGCAAGAUGAGCCAGUAGACGCAGGAGCUGCACGAGCAGCAGAUCAUAGCCGCUUGCCCGUCACGUACAGUACCGUGGAGCGUCAGAAGCUCUCUCACGUUCGCUGGGAGGAGAUGCGAAGCGUGGCGUUGCCGUCGUUCGUGACGAGGAACGCACCUGAGAUGUUCGGUGACAUCGACGCCGGAUCCGUGUUUCCCACCGCUUUCUACGCGUUUGACCUCUGGUCGUGGAUGGAGAAAUUGGCGGGGUUGCUGAACUGGAUACACAGCUCCGCAUUUGCGGAAGAGGCUCGCGAGGUGUUUCAACUCGGCGGAGGUGCAGAAGGUUCUGCUGCAAGUAUGGCUGGUGAAGAAAUUAUUGCUGAAGAGAGGGAGGCUACUACUAGUGCUCCGUCGGAGACGACGAGACAGCAGCCCUGGGGCGAGUUUCGUGCAGUGACGCACGUCAAUCCAGAGCGUGACUUGAAGGAGUCCAAGCAGUUUUCCACGAAGCUACGCGUGUUCCUGACCCUUCGAGAAUCGACCAGACAGGAGCAGCUAGCGAAUAAAGACAAAGAUCCCGCCGGGAGGUUUCUUUCCUCUCUUGCGAGUCGCAUCUUGGGGAAUGUGGCCCUGCAAAUGAACAUAAACAUGGAUGAAGAAGCCGAAAACUACAAGAGCCACGUCUUCGAAACCGACGAGGACACGCCAAAUCCACGUGGUGGCAAUAACGACUUACUAUCGCCGAUUUUGGUCGAUGACGAAGUCGACAUUCGGAAUGCUUUGACCGAUGGAAAUCAAAAGUGGUCGCUGGGCGAGAUUGUUUUGGGGGUCUGGAACCAAGAAACCUUUGUUCGCACAGAAGGCGACGCGAGCUUGAGUUGGUUGCUUUACCUUCGGUUCCUCAUCUUGUUCCUGACGCAGGCCAAUUACAGUGAAAAAGAGUGUCGCCGCGAAGUUGCGGUGUUCGCGCACGCCACUUGGCUCUUCUUCUGGGUCUACACGCGCGAGGCGGAAAAACACAUUGCAGCAGAUAGUCAACACGAACACCAAGCAGUAACAGGUUCUUCCUCACGAACGAUUCGCGGUACUAUAUUCCGGUUGGCAAAAAUCUGGCAGGAGCCAGCAGUCCGAUACUUACGUCAGCUUGCGGGUCACUUGAAGAAAACUCGUUGUCAGCCGCAGUUCGUCGCACCGCUCCGUGGCGACUUCGUCGAUGCAAAUCUACGGGUCCAGGACCAGCACCAGACUCGGAAAAGUUUCGGGAAUCACAUCGCCAUAGACUACUACAGAGAGUCCUUCAAAGGCUCAGUUGCGCCACGCGUUUCACGAAAAUCUUGCGCGCGGGUGGCACAUCAAUCUGCAUCAAAACGUAUAGAAAGUUCAUCCCGACAUCAAGCAGAGCCACGAUGGACACCGUUUUCGCCACCCACGUUCGAAACUUACAAUUCGAAAGUGGAAACGUGUUCGUUCGGCGGCCUUGCGGAUGUAAAGUUUGAAGACGAGCACUACCUGUCGAUCCCAAUACGUCCGAAGAUGGAGCGGCUGCUGCUUCGGCAGAACAACCAUGUCCUGGACGCGGGACAAGGGGGAACAGAUCAUUGGGAUGAUGCUUCGAAUCUGGCUUGGGUUUGGUGCGAUGCACAAGGUGAGGUCUUGGAGAAGAGCGCAAGAUUUGCAGAAUCCGAAUCCUACUUCAACUUCGGAGCAGCUCCUAAAGCGGAUCGACUAUGCGGCGCGGCAACCAGAAAUGCAGCGAAUGUCGUGAAAGCGCACACUUUAUCAAAUGAGAAUCGCGAUAAAGUGGACGCUGAUGCGCAUGCGCCCCACGCUGCCUCUGCUACUACAUAUAAUGACGACUGGGUGAAUUUUUUGAAAAAGAUUCAGCAAGUGAUUCGUUGGGACCAACACGCGUCCUGGUCCUACACCUGGAUAUGAACAACACAGAUAAUGAUAAUCUACAGCUUCACAACAGUGAGUGCGGAUCAU
This is a messenger RNA of Amoebophrya sp. A120, 3078 nucleotides long. The record is from the annotation of a GenBank genome assembly. Lineage: Eukaryota; Dinophyceae; Syndiniales; Amoebophryaceae.